Chondrus crispus (carragheen) is the source of this 2769-nucleotide messenger RNA. RefSeq names its product Protein argonaute 3 (eIF2C 3). Gene Ontology annotation, molecular function: protein binding; RNA binding. Lineage: Eukaryota; Rhodophyta; Florideophyceae; Gigartinales; Gigartinaceae. The record is from RefSeq and is a predicted model, not a curated record. The transcript is spliced from 3 exons. Bases 1 to 2640 code for a protein of 879 amino acids.
AUGCCUCCUUCAGGCCAGGACACGCGUUCUUCUUCGCGCUCGGACAAGCGCCCCACCAAUCGUGAAAAUAUUCGCUCCACUUCCCCGACCAUGUCUUCGGAUCGACGCAUUCGUCCCAUCCACCGUCCUGGCGUGGGCACUAUUGGCGCACCAUAUAAGACAGAAGUCAAUGUCUUCCGCCUCAACAUUAAGCGCGGCUUGGUCGUUGCGCAGUAUAACGUAUGGAUGGAUGUCGCACCCACAGAUGCUAUCAUCUGGAACCGGGCCGUGUUUGACUGCGUCAUUUCGAAGUAUGGAAGGGAAAUGGGUGUGUCGCUGGCCUACGAUGGAAGAUCCAUCGCUUAUGCGGCAAAGGAGAUGAACCGCAAGUAUACAGGUACAAAACUUCGUGUCUCUGUCAACCGGGAUGGCCAUCCUGCUUCCGACAGAGACCGACGCGGUGGAUUUGUUGAAGAUGUCGACGUGGAGAUCAACCAUGCGAAGAAUCUGAAGUUUGAGGAGAUCCUCCACAGCACGUCUACAGCCUCUGUGUACUCGGAAUAUCUGUCCGCGCUCGAUGUUGUUCUGGCAGCAACUCCUACCAAGCAUUAUGUCCAGGUUGGCCGCUCAUUUUAUUCAGGGGAGCGUGCACAGGACCUUGGGCGGAGAAACAUCACCGCCAGUGCUUGGAGAGGAUUUUAUCAGAGUGCUCGGUUUAGCGCUAAAGGCCCACUUAUCAACUUGGAUGAGUCGUACACCGCGUUCUGGAGGAAGGGUGGACGUCAUCUUAUCGACUUGGUUCGUGAUGCCAAUGAUGGAAGGGAUUUGAACGCAAGCGACAAUCGCGCACUCAGAGACGUCUCGUCAAAGCUCAAGCUUCUGAAGGUUCGGGCCGACCAUUCUGGUAUUACGUAUCGGGUGCAUGGAUUCUCCAACAAGGGCGCGGACCGUAUCGUGUUUGACUCUGAUGGACGGAAAAUCUCCAUAGCUGACUACUUUCACAACACAUACAACAUUCGGCUUCGUCAUCCUCAUCACCCAUGCGUGAAGACCAACCCUAAGAGGGAUACCUAUCUACCCAUGGAGAUUCUUACCGUUGUAGAUAAUCAGCGACUCACAGGAACACUCAGCCCGGACCAGACCAUGAGCAUUGUCAAGAUUGCAAGCACUAGGCCACAACCCCGUCGCGAAGCGGCUCUCAGGACUAUUAGCAAAUUGAACCAUUCUAGCGAUCGCUACUGCAAAGAGUUUGGUCUUCAGGUAUCAAACUCAAUGAUGUCCGUCAAUGCUCGUGUUUUACCCACGCCAUCUAUUUUCUACAAGCACGGCAAAUCAAUUAGACCACAGGGUGGUCAAUGGAGAACGCGCAGCGAGAAGUACGCAGCUCCUGUCAAUCUCUACACGUGGGCUGUGAUCAGCAUGUCUCGGUUACGGAAAAACGAUAUCUCAAAGUUUCUGUCCGAUUUGAUACGAGUUGGAAGAGGAAAGGGGGUUGAAAUUCCGAACUCAAGGCCUAUCGUUGUGGAUGCCGACUACCGAAAUGUUGCCGACAGGAUGAGAGACUUAAAACGUAAGAUCAACAACGACCCGAAGAUGCAGGUGAAUCGAAUUCCGCUGCAGCUGAUAGUGGUGAUAAAGGAUCGCCCUGACGCUCCAACAUACAAUUUGAUUAAGCGAGUUGGUGAUCUGGAGCUGGGCAUUCCGACUCAAGUGUUACUGGAAAAACAUUGUGGACCGGGCGGAAGAGGGCGGGAUAUGUACUGCGACAAUGUCAUGUUGAAAAUCAACUCGAAGAUUGGUGGUCAAAACUCGUUUGUCGGGACUUGGAGAGAGACCUCCAAAGCUAUGCCGGACCUCAACUUUGAAGAGAGGCCAUACAUCGUCCUUGGGGCUGAUGUGACGCAUCCAAUGGCGGGUGGGAACAGUCCUAGUGUGGCAGCGCUUGUUGGAAGUCGCGACAAACAACUGGUGCAAUUCUCUGGUGCAAUUCGAAACCAGACAGGUCGCAAGGAAGUGAUCUCCGAGCUUGGGGAUAUGUUUAGAGAGGUGUAUGGGCGAUGGAGACAAAACUUCAAGGAAAGGCAUCAGGCAUAUUCGGUCAUCAUGUUCCGUGAUGGGGUGUCGGAAGGACAGUUUGAUGAAGUAAUGCAAGUUGAAAUUACGGCCUUGCGAAAGGCUUGCGAGAAGAUUGAAAAAGGAUGGAGACCUCGCAUCACGUAUAUCAUUGUAACGAAGAGGCAUCAUGUUCGUUUCUUCCCCCAGUCUUCCAAAGGCCAAGACAGAAGUGGGAACAUGGUUCCGGGAAGCGUGGUGGACACGGACAUUGUGAGUGGGCGCUACUACGAUUUUUAUCUAAACUCUCAUGCCGGUAUUCAGGGGACCAACAAACCGUCCAAAUACACUGUUCUUCUAGAUGAGAACAACAUGAACGUAGAUGCUCUUCAAGGCUUUAUCUUCAGACUUACUCAUGGGUUUGUCCGGUGCAAUCGGUCGGUGUCGAUGGUGAGCAGUGCAUACUAUGCGCAUCUACUGGCAUUCCGAGGAAGGGCAUACCUCGGAGAGGACGGUUCAGAUACAUAUUCGAUGGGUUCAAGUGACGCGCCAGUGCCUGCGGCGCCGCGACUUCAUGAGUAUUUGGGCAAGCGACUUUUCUUUGUAUAGACGAAGAAAAGUGUGCAUAUAGUUUGUGGGAUUUGUGAACAUGAUUGUAUAUCGGUUCGCUUUUGCAAAUAGAGAUUUAGAGAAUGAAAAUUGGGGAAGGUUGCUGUCGAACGGCACGGCUCAUGCACA